Messenger RNA from Eurytemora carolleeae, 685 nucleotides. RefSeq lists its product as uncharacterized. Lineage: Eukaryota; Metazoa; Arthropoda; Copepoda; Calanoida; Temoridae. Gene Ontology annotation, biological process: protein acetylation. Gene Ontology annotation, cellular component: cytoplasm. Gene Ontology annotation, molecular function: acetyl-CoA binding; N-acetyltransferase activity. The record is from RefSeq and is a predicted model, not a curated record.
GAAACGAAGUUUAGAAUCUUCCUCAUCUUCUCUUCCUUUAAACCUUAUUCUUCUUCAGAAGUUUGAAGAUAAAGAUUAUGCUUUGGGGCAUGCUAGAAUUAGAGCAAUGUUUAGACGCAGUAUUUAUAGUCUAGGUAGAUUGACUCAAAAACAGUUAAGUUUUGGAGUACAAGAGUUCAGGAACUUUUCUUCAGCUGAAUCUGUAAAGAGCAUAGAGUUCAGACAGAUCUCAACUGAACCCUCUAAGAGAACAAAGUUGAAAAAUGUUCCAGCAACUGAAUCCAAUCUCAAGGUGGAUAGAUUCUCUCAGAUACUGGAGGAAAUAAGUAGACAAGAACGUUUUUCACAUUUUAAGAGCUCUCCACCAGUUCUGGAAAGAUUAGAAGAUCUCUACAGAAUAUUUCCAAAAUACAGUGAAACUCUGUCUAGGAUAGUAUUGUUGAGUCCCGAGAUUCUAAACUACUCAGCUGAAACCAUUGAUCAAAUAUCCAGGGUGUUUCUACAUCAUGGGGAUGAUACGAUUAUGUCCCGAGAAGAGAGUUUAUUGUUCAUAGGAGAAUGUCCUGAACUAGUUGGUCUGGGAGUAGAACAAGUUGAAGAGAAGUUGACAGAUCUUCUUGUUAAGCUGUCUGCCUUUCAUCUUCCCUGGAAUAUUAUUCUUCUAGGUUAAUCUUAGAUACAAUUA